UUUCAGUAGCAGGAAGACAGGAACACACAACUUUGACCUCAUGUGAGUUGCAUCAGGUUUUGACUGGAAGUAGAUGGCAUUCCUGUGGGAGGAUUAUUUGACAACACACGAGGGCUUUUAUAUUGACAUUUCUGAGCGGAAGUGGUCUCGCGAAUUUUCGCAACCUUGACAGUAGGUGAAGUUCCGUCAACUGCAGCGAAAUGGAGUGUCAAUGUGAGAAGGAGGAUGCCAUUACAGACUGGUGGCAGAACAGCAACAGCAUCCAGAUGGGAGCUUUCACUGUAGUGGGGUAUCUUCUCUACAGAUUCUCACAGACACUCCCAGCUUUGAUCCGAUGGCCAAUUCGUCUGUUCUGCACUCUAACUGGUCUGUCAACUCUUUGGAGCUGGGUGAGCCGCCUAGUGGGAACCCUUCGAGUAAUCCAGAGCCUGUUUAAGUGGAUGUCUCGACUUUGGCGGGUUAUCAUAGGAUUUUCCUCCAAGUUCAAGUGGCUAGUUGCUGUCAUCAAAGCAAUCACAGGGUCAGAGAUUGAUCCGACCGACAGCCACAACAAACCAGGCCUGAGGUUGAUCCUCCUGGGCCCCACUGGUGGAGGACGGACCUCUCUGGCAGAUACUUUGUUGGGCGAUAGUGAGACAAAGGCGCCCAUGGGUCCCCUAAUGGAGAGCACCAGGAGAAGGACUGUAAUAGAGGGUAGAGAGGUUAGAGUGAUCGACACACCAGAUCUUUUGGGGCCGUCAUUGGAGAACAACAAGAGAGCCAGGGAAGCUAUGAGGAGCCUUCAGCUGGCCAGCCCUGGACCACACGCCUUCCUGCUGGUGAUCCAAGCUCCGGGCUCCAGCAUGGGUAUCAACCAGGAUGCGGCUCAGGCGAUCAGAGUCACCCUUGGACUGUUUGGAGACGAGGCGGUGGGGUACAUCAUCCCAGUGCUCACUCAUGCAGACCGUCUGGGGCAAAUGCAUACUGUAGAUGAGCUGCUGGAUGUGGACAAUGGGGGUCUGAGAAAAGCUCUGUCUCUAUGCGAGCAGAGGCCAGAGCUUGUGGACAACAGGCCAGACUGCCCCCUGGAGGCUCAGAGUGUGAUCCUCAGGCAGCUGGUAGGGCGUGUGGUGGAGAUGAAGACACUAAGGGGGCAUUUUGUCCACGAGCUGCAGAGGAGGGAGGACUGCAUGAGGGAGGAGCUGCUAGCUGACAUGGCUUCUGCACUGGCUAGAAAACUGGGACGCAUGUAAAUAAAAGAGGGAGAUGGCGAGAUGGUGUUGUUGGUGGGUGUGUGACAGAGUUGUUGGGGUAGUGAAAAAAUAAGGAGACAACAUUCAUUUAAGUGUUGAAAAUGCAAUUUCGAGUUUUGGGUGCCAGCAUGAUUCUUUGCCUGAGGUAUUUUUGUCACUCUGCUGGUUUACCACUGUCCAAAUGAAUUUACUACCACUGGCCGCCUUGUGGUUUUCAACAUGCCACAGAUACUUUUGGUUAGAUAUCGUGCUCACACAUUCUUAAUUUUCCCAUUCUGUUGCAGUUCGCUGUUUAUUCCUUUGUAUGUAUUGUAUUGUAUUGUAUUUGUAUUACUCUGCUCCAGUGCUUAGCCCUCCCCUAUCUUUCAUAAUUUAUAAGAGACAUCAAACUUUAAAGAUUAUCAGGGGAAAUAAACUCAAGUCAUACAGGGACCAGAGUUCAGUAGUGCUGCUCAAUGUACUCUUUGUUGCCUCCAGAAGCCUCUGAAACAGCAUUUAAACCAAAAUAAAAUAUAUAAAUAUGAAAACGCUCAAAUUUAACUGCAGGUUUUAGAGAUUGUAUUUAUGUAGCUGUCAUAAGUCUUCAUCAUAUAACAGAUGACAAGUUAUAUAAAAUAUGAUAAUAUCAAUAAAUUCAUAUGUCUCUUUAA
This is a messenger RNA of Micropterus dolomieu (smallmouth bass), 1882 nucleotides long. Its product is annotated as GTPase IMAP family member 1-like. Gene Ontology annotation, molecular function: GTP binding. The record is from RefSeq and is a predicted model, not a curated record. Lineage: Eukaryota; Metazoa; Chordata; Actinopteri; Centrarchiformes; Centrarchidae. The transcript has 8 exons. The coding region runs from base 201 to 1232 and encodes 343 amino acids.